This is a messenger RNA of Wyeomyia smithii (pitcher-plant mosquito), 4948 nucleotides long. RefSeq names its product transcriptional repressor p66-beta (gene simj). The record is from RefSeq and is a predicted model, not a curated record. Gene Ontology annotation, cellular component: NuRD complex. Gene Ontology annotation, biological process: negative regulation of transcription by RNA polymerase II. The coding region runs from base 269 to 2698 and encodes 809 amino acids. The transcript has 10 exons. NCBI's taxonomy places the organism in Eukaryota, Metazoa, Arthropoda, Insecta, Diptera, Culicidae.
AUGCAAACGUCGCUUUUGUGAGAGAAAGAAAAACAAGCACUUGAGCCGUGGUGUUUUAAAAUUGAAAAAAUAUCCCAGUAAAAGUGUAAGUUUCAUAUUGAAAAUGUUACCAAUGUGUCGGGAAAAGUGCCCUGUAAACUUUGCGCUAGUUGAACUCAGCUUUUGUGCCUGAAAAAUCUGGAAAAAGUGUGAUUAAAAAGUGAUUCUAUUAUCAGUGUUCUACAUUGCACAUACAUUAGCGGGGUUUACCUAAGGAAAACGGCAUACAAUGGAAAAAAUGGAAGUUGACGAUACUGUGGUAGAUCUAAGCGUUGCUUCCGGUCGUGACUCUCUCACUAUAACUCCAGCUACUGCUCGCGAUUUGCGUGCGCUUACGCAAAAUUCUGGUUUAACCAUCACUCCCGCAUUACCUCCCGCUACUUCGUCUUCGUCGGUAUCCGGUAGCACAUCGCCAAUUCCGGGACGGCGUGUGUUACGACCUCGCACCGAACCAAAAUCAUAUGCCGAGGUCCCGGACAUUGUACUUCUGCCUGCUAAAGUGAACGGCCGUUCCUAUAAUGGUGCAGCCGCAACCGCUUUAUCCGAAUCGGAGGAUGACGAAAUGCCACCGGUAUUUCCAAUCAAAGAGCUUACGGCUGCUGAAAUUUGGGAGCGGGAACGGGGGUUGCGUAAACUUCGGGAGGAACUGCGCAGCGAAGAAACUAAGUUGGUGCUACUGAAAAAGCUAAAGCAAUCUCAACAGGUUAUGAUGAAGGAAAAUUUAAUCGUAACGCCCAGCAAUCCCAACAUGAACAAUCCAUUGGCUUCAAUUCCGGCUUCUUUAACUAAAGGAUCGCUCAGUGUAACACCUACAAAUGCAGUUCCUUUGCCGGCCCAUUCAAAAUCAUCUAAAGCUGUUACGGCUGCUCCUGUGAAUCGCGGCUCACCUAUUAAUAUUACUCCGGUAACAAAACCACCCCAACGACAGCCGUCGCUACCGGGAGGCGCUACAUUGACGCCAAGCACUCCAGGUCAACGUCAUGCGAUUGGACUGUCCCGAGCAGGGUCCAACCUCACCAUAACACCAUCGGUCACGAUAACUCCAACAAAUGCCCCUUCCAAUAGCAUGAAGCAGCGUAAUCAGCUGUCUGGUAACAGCAAUGUCAGCUGCAAUAACCUAAUGGAUACUAAUUUGAAGGUACAGUCUGGUCAGAUCAGCAAUUCAGUAUCUAUCACACCAGCACCACCGAUUCCUGCACAAAUCAGUUGCACAACUGUGGAACCGAUCUCUUUAAAACGAGAUCGUGAGUCUAAUAGGGAUGAUCAUCAGACACAAGCCCAACGACAGGCUGCGGCAAAACUAGCUCUUAGAAAGCAGCUGGAGAAGACUUUGCUUCAGAUUCCACCCCCGAAACCUCCACCACCGGAGAUGCACUUUAUACCGAACCCAAGCAAUACUGAGUUUGUGUACUUACUUGGAUUAGAAUAUGUGGUGGAUUAUUUGACAAAGGACAAGAAGCAAGGCCCUCCGCAGCAGCCGUAUCGUUGUGCCCAGUGCAAAAUUGAUUUCACCCCAGUCUGGAAAUGGGACAAACAGGGUAAACGAGGAAAUCCCACAUUUCAGAACAGUCCAGGUGGAAAAGAUCUCAAAGUUAUCUGUGAACAAUGUGUUACAAGCAACGUUAAAAAAGCUCUUAAAGCAGAGCAUACGAACCGUCUGAAAACUGCUUUUGUGAAAGCACUUCAGCAGGAACAGGAAAUAGAGGCCAGAUUAGCUACUCAAAGCAGUCCAUCCCCUGUGGAUAUUCGACCUACACCGUCUUCAACGCCAAAUCUUCGCGAGCAACGGGAAAUGUUACUUGAGCAACAACAGCAACAAGAACGACAGCAAGCUCAAGAGAGGCAACAACAACGCGAACGUGAGUUGCAACAGCAACAAGAAAGACAAGCCGCUGUGCAGGCUCAACGCCAAAAAGAGCAGCAGGAACAGCUUCGGCAACAGCAAUUACAACAACUGCAGCAGCAACAGCUUCAGCAACAGAUUCAACAACAACAAUUACAACAGUUGCAACAACAACAACAGCAACAACAGCAAGAGCAACAACAACGUCACCAUCAGUUGCAGCAGCAACAUGCCCAUCUUCAGCAGCAGCCAUCGAAAUCGAAGACACCGACACCAACUCCUAGACCAACGCCAACUCCGCCAAGUCAGCAGACUCCCCCGCCGGCUUCAAGCUCACGAUCUAGCCGACAUAGUGCUACGGCGAAUGCCGCUGCUGAAGCGGCAGCAGCACAACUUACUGCGCUCGCCGGGCUCAGUGGUCUUGGCCAGCUUGGAGCUCUCGGAAAUCUGGGAAGUUUAGGCAAUACAACAGCCGCGGCGGCUGCGAUGCAAGCUUUCCAACAGCAGCUAUUCAGAGGAAUACAACAAGGACUUUCAACAGGCAAUCUGAAUAACCUGCAGCACAUGAUGCAGUUCUCACCACUAUUGUAUUCAUAUCAACUGGCGAUGGCUCAAGCCGCAGCUUUAUCGGCAGCGGGCAGUAAAAGUGGUAAUAGUGGAAGUGGUGGUGGAAAUAGUAAUGCGAGCGCAGCAGCCGCUGCAGCCUCCCUAGUGGAUAUGCAACGUGCGAUGGAAAUUCAGCGCCAAUACUUAGAAAUGUUGCCGCAGAAUGGACCAGGGUCGAGCAGCAACCGUCAGACGAACUGGAAGUCCUAAAAAGCGCACAUUUGCCACGAAGCAAAGAGGGGCUGAAUCAUACGGAAGCGACUGAGCAACAAACGCUCGAGCUGUGCUCCGUUAUUAUUAUAAAUGACAGCUUAUUCAAACUAUGGUGCGUAACACUUCUUUAUUAUAUACCUACAUUUUUUAGUUAUAUUUCAGUGCUUUAUUAUCGCGAGUAGGCAUAGCAGUUGUUUUGUUUUGUAAUGAAUUUUGAUACUGGUGGUAAUUUAUAUUCAGUCAAUUAUAGCCUCUUGCCCAUUUAGAUUCAUCUAUGCUUGGUUCAGACGAUAAAGAAAAACAAUCAAUUAAGAACAUAGCAAUCAUAUUUAGCUCUUAGCCCCCAACGUUGGUUUCGUCUGUUAUUUAAAAAUUCCAAACUUACUUCCUUUACUGAAGAGUAGCUUGGUUAAUAAAAAAAAUUAAUUUCAAUUGAAUUCAGUGCAGAACAUAACCAGCGCGUUAUAGUAGCUGCUAUGAUUUGUUUCAAAUUGACCUUGUAACUCAACUUACUUCGAUAUAUGAAAAACUAUGACGAUAAUUUGGAAAUACGACGUCUGGCAUGUUGGACCAGUAUCGCGAAGCGAUACGAACUGGGCUAAUGUUUUCAAGAUUAGAUAAACUGAAAGUGUGGAAGCCCAUUGACCCAACCAUAGUAACGAUGAAAGAACACUAUUAGUGUAAGUAGGAUUGCGACAGUAGGUUCUGUGCACCAAGAAUUGACGACGAGGUUUGCCUAGAAAUGAAACAUUUGUUGAAACGACGCAGCGGGCGUUUAUGACACGUUGCUCACAUUCGUAAAAAAGCAUCAUGAUUCGAUUUACAAAACAGAAAUUCUUUUCGUUAUUUUUUAUUAUUCAAAGUACAAAGUUGCGGUGUGAGUAAAACUUGCGUAAAAUUGAUGCGCAUAAUUCACUUGAAAAAUCUGAAUUUUCCAUAAUCAAAAUACUAUAAUUACAGUUUUAGUUGAAUGUUGGUUAAACAGGUGGAAUAAAAUGCAGUUGCGAAAAAAAAACUAUCGAAGUUUUUUGACGUAACUGUUUCAAAUUUCAUGUUAUCAUGUUAUAAGGUAGUGAUUUAGGGCUUGUUUUCCAACAGUAAACGUCUUAGUUGAGUUCAAUAUUAUAACAUUUAUUGUAAAUACCACGAAAACGAACGUCCCUAAUCGAGGAAAAAAGCAAUUUGGUGUGCUUUUGCAAAACUGCGAACUGAGAGACCAUGAACUUGAACGCGGAAUAUUCUAACUGAAUAUUAAGGGGCACAGUCUAACAUAAUAUCAUAUUAUUCUCAGUGUUCUUGGGCAUGGAUGUUUCAAGUUGAAUGCGAGCCAAACUUAAUUAUGAUUAAAAAUAAAAUUAAUGCGCAUCUGUUUGAAAACCGAAAACGCAUUCAACAGUAGUAAUGAAAUGCAUCAUCUUAAAUUACACGUAACGUUUGAAUAACUUUCUUAUAUCAAAACAAAGGAUAAAUAAAUGUGUGUUUUAUCGAGUCCGGAAAAGUCACCAUAACACAAAAGUUGGGCAAUACUCACGACAGCUUGAGUAUUAGGCAUCUUUUUUGGCGAAAACGUGAUAAUUACAGUUUUAUGUAAGUCUACGAAGAUUGACAAAAGUUUUGGAAUUGUAAGUGAGAAGAAAAAAAAAAACAAAUAAAAAUAAAGCGCGACUUUUUGGUCUGAAUCGUGAAAAUGGCGCAAAAGUUUAGGCAAUGUAACAAAAUUCUAAAUAUAGGAAGAAACCCGUAAGAUUAAGGAAGGAAACAGUUGUAGACAAAUUGUAACAUUUACAAGGCGAAACAAAUGUUGUGAACUAUAUUGUCUGAAAAUUUGAACGAAAAAUCUCAUUAAAUCAUAAUAGUUUAACUAAUUAGAGUGAAAUAAUCAGUUUUUAUUUUGGUUUGUUUUCGAAAAGUGACAGCACUGCUCAAUUCUGGUUCUUUCGAAUCAUACUAUUUUGUAUGGUUGAAAAAAGAAUUCAUACAUAUGUAUCUACCAUUUAGUUUGCCUUGCUAGUGCUCAUGCAGUAGAGAAACGACAUGUACGAUCACGUCUUGUCUUAUGGAGCUCAAUGGAAUGUUCGCCAAAAUUAAAUGUUUCCUUUUCAAAGAUCGAUUGAAAAGGUGGAAAAUAUAUUGUCUUAUUUCACUAAUUCACAUAAGGGAUUUGUGUUAUUGUAAUAUAUCCGAAUCACUAUAUACACAAAAAACUAAACCUUCAAGGAAAACCCUGGAGAACCGAUGGUAUCAAAA